AUGGAUAUUUUCCAGCUUCUUACGCGCUCAACCAAAAUAGCCAAGAAAUCCUCGAAUCAAGCUACCCCUUCCGCUACUUUUCCAUCUUCUGGUGUAUCCGGUUGUCCACAAAUUUACCACGACCAAUCCCAAGAGUCUCGGGGGAAAAAGAGAAGGCAUGAUGAUCACAAUGAAUUUUCAGACGACGAAGAAGUAAACUUCUUUGCUACUAAGAGUACUCUACCAAGGCCCCAAGAAGUAGUCACGAGUGACACGGAGGAAAAACAAUAUCAAUCAUUGAAUGAAGAUGAAUGUCGGAAAAUUCUUCAAUCUCAUCGCAUAAAAGUUAGUCUACUUGGAUCGGAAGAGCCACAGAACAAGAAGUCUAAAGUUUCAGGGAAGAUAAAAAAAUCGAAGUUAGAUAAUGAGAAUAAGAAUAAGAAGAUUAAACAAAUUUAUCCACAGCCCCUUAUUUCUUUCAGCGAUCUACGCAAUUUAUUCGGUAUAUCUAAACGCAUGGCUGAAAAUUUGGCAAGCAGGGGAUAUAAAAUUCCAACUGAGGUGCAAAUGGUUAGCUUGCCACUUCUUCUUCGUCCUAAGAUAGCUUUAGAAGGCGUCCGCGAUUGUCCUGGAAAACGAGGCGUGGAUACACUAACUAUAGCUCCUACUGGGAGUGGAAAAACCUUGGCUUUUCUGAUCCCUAUAGUAGAUCAAAUUGUACAGCGAAGAAGAAAGAGUGAGAAUAAGUCAGAUCACCGUCUCGAAGCGGUAAUUAUGGCACCAACGAAAGAGCUGGCCGACCAGAUUAUGAACGAAGCAAAGAAACUGAGCAUAGGAACUGGAAUAAAAGUCACUGGAAUGCGAAAAGGAAUGAGAAUAGUUGAAAACACUGAAGAGAUUGAAAAUACUUCCCUACAAAAGCAAGAAGAUGAAAAUGAUGAGGAGGCUGAAGAAGGGCUUUCCACAAAUCAAACCCCAACACCACCACCACCAAUGACUACAGCCGAUAUCUUAAUCACAACACCUGGGCUUCUCCUCAGCUCCUUGGCUACUAAAAAAACGGCUACGUAUCUUUCUCUACCGACUGUACGCACCCUAGUAUUGGAUGAAGCAGAUAUUCUCCUUGAUACACUAUUUCGCGACCAGACUCUUUUACUUUGGUCAGCUAUGACUUCUCCUUCCCUCCAAACUAUGCUCUGGUCAGCCACAAUCUCUUCUUCUAUUGAAGCCCUUGUCAUAUCAACCCUGAAUAAACGCCUCACCCGGCGCCCACUAAUUAGGAUUGUCAUAGGACUCAAAGACUCUGCCCUUCCAUCCAUCUCCCAGAAGCUAAUAUUUUGUGCUACUGAGCCGGGAAAGCUACUUGCAUUACGUGAUCUAAUUCAUAAUACUUCUUCGAAUUCAGCCAAGGACAUGCAAGCUCUCCGGCCUCCUUUAAUAAUAUUUGCUCAGACCAUCGCACGAGCAACAGCUCUCCAUGCUGAACUUCUAUACGAUAUGCCACUUCAAGCCGGUGGAUCAUCGCGCAUAGCUGUCUUACACUCACUGCUUUCAGACUCUAUACGCUCCGCCACUUUAGAUCGUUUCCGUAGCGGGGAAAUCUGGGUACUAAUUACUACUGACUUGCUCUCGCGAGGCGUUGAUUUUCGAGGUGUAAAUGCGGUUGUAAAUUACGACAUACCAAAUGAUGCGGCGGGAUAUAUCCAUCGUAUCGGACGUACUGGAAGGUGUGGUAGGGAAGGAGGUAUUGCAGUAACUCUCUACACACGUGAAGAUAUACCGUUCAUAAGGGGGGUUGUAAAUGUCAUUGAAGCUAGCAGAAAAGCUGCAGGAAACUCAGGAGUUAAUGAGACUGACCAGGGCGUAUCAUGGCUUCUAAAAGUUCUUCCAAAGAUAAGUAAAGAAGAUAAAAAGAAAGUAAAGCUGAGAGGCGUCGAAGCUAGACGAGGAGAUCUGAGUACAAAAGAAAAAGAGGGUGGUCAGAAGAUUAAGAAGUCAAGUAUGCGAAUCGGAACUAGAAGUGGUUUCGAACGCAAAAUCAGUAGUCGUAGAAAGGGUGCUAUAGAGGGUAGUAAGCGACGAGCUAACCAGAACGCAAAUAAUGUCGAGAAUGAGCAAAACUCUAACGCUAGAGUUUACGAGAGCGAGUGGAGCGGAUUAAAUGAAUGA
Blumeria graminis f. sp. triticale is the source of this 2148-nucleotide messenger RNA. The record is from the annotation of a GenBank genome assembly. Lineage: Eukaryota; Fungi; Ascomycota; Leotiomycetes; Helotiales; Erysiphaceae.